AUGACCACGCCGCUAACACAAUAUGCCGGGAAGUACGGCAUCAACCACGACUUCACCACACUGCUAGCACUAAAGAGCGGCCUCACGCCCGUGUUCCGAGGUUUCAAUACCCAGCUCCCCGGCGCGCUCCGGGACGCGGAGCAGUUCCAGAAGAGCAUCCUGUUCGACUAUACCACGCAGCAGCUGAAGGACCUGGACGCGAUCAGUGAACGGAGACUGAGAAGGCCCGAUAUCAAAGGCUCUGCGGUCCCGUUCUGGAGUCGCGGGAAUUGGUACGAUGGCGGCGGGGAGGUCAAGACCUACCGCCGAGCUGGCACCCGGUCUGGACGGUGGGUGGGUAGCGACGAGGACGUGUGGGCAGCUGUCCAGGAGUGCAUCACCAUGGCCUCGAAACUGCUCGACGAGAAUGUCUUCGUGGUUGAAUUUAUAAAUCAUCUCAUCAUAGGAGAUCAGAAACCCAUCGCGAGGAAGCGGGUACCGAGGUGGACUACCAACCGGCCGGAUCGUCAGCGUCCGCUCGAGCUGACGUCUCUUGGUAUGGGGGGCUUCAUCAGCCCAGAGAGGCAGGACCAGCUGAGGGGCGAACGCAUAGCGCUGUACAAACACCUGCAGCAGCUACUCACCAUAGCGUUCAAAACGUCCAGCGAUGAUCCGUUCAAGGACAGCGAGGAAGCAGCGCCGGGAACGCCUUACCGAGAGGGCACCGAUGCCUGGACCGAAGGUAACGUGAGUGAUAUCGAAGGUGACGAGUCGAACAUGGACAAGGUAUCGAAUGGGAUCUACACGUUCAUCGACUUUGAGAUUGUGGCUCCUUUACUUGGGGACAGGCUGAAUGACGCCGAGAGGCUUGGGUUGCAGUAUUGGAUUGCAACCACGCUGGUUCAUGAGAGUAUCCACGCCCUCUGGAUUGUGCUUCACGCCAGGAAAACACGACGGGAGACUGGCAUCGCACUGCACGCACGCAUCGAACCGUAUGUCAUGACCGACCAGAUAAUGGAACUCGGCUUCGCGAUGGAAGGCCGCGCUCUCGGUGGGCACCUCAAACCGAUGUGGAAGAAGCCACAUAUCAACUUCGGCUACUGGGUCGAGCCCGGCUUCCCGACGACCAACGAUAUAGCGAGGAAGAACAGUGGCUCGGCGGUCCUGCAAUCGGCUGCCUUGGACACCGCGGUUUGUGCCUAUCCAGUCUCCGUGAGCUUCUUCGAAGCUAUACACAACGAGGACUUCUGGCAGCUACUGCCGAAUCUAGGGACGCCUCUGCUGCAAAUCGGAGCUCUCAGAGAGGGGGUGAUGCACGUUGUGGUCCUUGAUCGCCACGCUCAAAAUGGGAUCAGGACGGUCAGAGAGAGCUCGGCGGCGAGGAACCGUCGGACGCAAUUCGAUGCCCAGAUAAACGUGAUGAUGGGCAACCUUAUGGGGAUGACACCCGACGAGAAGAGGAUUUUCCAGACGGGCUACAAUAUCCAUAAGAGCCUGGGGGCGGUAGAGCAAUACUACUCCAGCUCCCUUCAGCUGGCCCCUCUGACGGACCAAUUCGUCGAGAACGGGCGCCGAAUCGCCGUGUUGCGGGAUGACGCGGCUGCGCUCUUGGAAGAGGUUGCAGAGAAGCCCCAGGACGCGACAGGUAUCGAGCAGAAAUACGGAGCCGUCAAAGACUCGUACCUACAGACGCUCCGAGAGCAAUUCGCCGUCGUGAAAGACGUCUUCGCGGCACACCAAGCUCGCAUUGCCGCUCUCGAAGCUCUAGAGGCGGUCCAGGGGCAGGACCAGGAGCGGCGUGCUACCCUCUCCGGCUGGAACUACGACACGAGGGUCUUCGUGCGGUCGCUCGUGGCGCCGCUUGAGCCCGACCAGCGCGUCGUGAACGAGCUUCACGAGAUGGAUUUCCAGCUGGAGAUCACCCGUCUCCGGGUUUGGGACGUCGACACGGCCGAUGGUGGGUGUCGAGACAGCGAGGAGUACCGCAAGCUGAUGCAGCUGUGGCAAGCGUGUCAGAGUAACCGAGGUCAAGGCUCUGCGAUCGUACGGCAGAACUGCCAGCGCCUGUUCCACCGGUCGGAACAAGGCCAGUCGCUGUUGGUGCAGGGUGCUAUCAAGAUGAUUACGGCAUAUGCUGUGGCAUACUCGGAUGAGGUGGGUUUCUUCGCGCAGGCGAAGUUGGAGCUACAGGCUGUGGGUGCGCAAUGGGCUAGACUCUAUGCAGGCGGCAUACCGCAACAUGGGCGAGCAUUCUUGGAUGGCUGGACUGAGGUUGGGAGGCUGGCCAUGGACAGGAUUAAUGGUGGCCUUGCUCGGAUGGGCGUUGGAUGGAAUAACCCCGUGCGAACACUUUGA
Drepanopeziza brunnea f. sp. 'multigermtubi' MB_m1 is the source of this 2334-nucleotide messenger RNA. RefSeq lists its product as uncharacterized. The record is from RefSeq and is a predicted model, not a curated record. Lineage: Eukaryota; Fungi; Ascomycota; Leotiomycetes; Helotiales; Drepanopezizaceae.